Molecule: messenger RNA, 2113 nt
Organism: Cyprinus carpio (common carp)
Lineage: Eukaryota; Metazoa; Chordata; Actinopteri; Cypriniformes; Cyprinidae
Product: isoaspartyl peptidase/L-asparaginase-like
Molecular function (GO): asparaginase activity
Source: RefSeq, a predicted model, not a curated record
CUGCAAUGACGUGCCUAGGGUCACAUUAUUUGUUGUACCUGUUACACCAUCUACAGCUCAUCCGCUUUUAAUGCACUUCUGCUAUCUGCUAUUUCAUAUUUCUGUCGUAAGUCGUUAAUCGCUAUGCUGCCUGUAGUGGUGGCGCAUGGAGGUGCUGGUCAUAUUCCUAAAGAAAGAGCUGAACUCUCUACAAUCGGUGUAAAGGAGGCAACCAGGACUGGGUAUGCCAUCCUCCAGAAGGGUGGAUGUGCCAUGGAUGCUGUGGUUGAAGCAGUGGCCCUGAUGGAGAACAACCCGAGAUUCAAUGCAGGUCGGGGGUCAGUGCUAAAUGUGAAGGGGGAGGUGGAAAUGGAUGCAAUGGUAAUGGACGGCAGGACUCUAGAUAGUGGGGCUGUUUCAGCGGUCAGAAGAAUUGCUAACCCCGUGCAACUGGCCAGGCUUGUCAUGGAGAAGACCAAACACUUGUGUCUGACAGCUGAAGGGGCCUCUAAGUUUGCCAGAAGCAUGGGUGUACCGGAAGUGCCUGAGGAGUCAUUGAUCACAGACUAUGCCAAGAUGCGCUGGAAGAAGAACCUGGAGCCAGAUGCCAACCCUGUGGAAUGCCAAAUGGGCAAGAUGGGAACAGUCGGUGCAGUAGCUGUGGACAAAGACGGGAACAUUGCUUGUGCCACAUCCACUGGUGGAAUGAUAAAUAAAAUGGAGGGUCGUGUGGGAGACACGCCAUGUGUUGGAUGUGGGGGUUAUGCAGAUAACAAUAUCGGGGCAGUCUCACCCACAGGUCAUGGGGAAGCCAUCAUGAAAGUCACGCUGUCUAGACUCAUUCUCUUCCACAUGGAGCAAGGCAAGACCCCAGAGGAAGCUAGUGACCUGGCUCUUACGUAUAUGAAGGAGCGGGUGGAUGGUCUUGGUGGGGUUGUGGUGGUAGAUCCAAAAGGAAGGGCAGCUCGGUUCAGCAGUUUACAGAUGUCAUGGGCCGCUGCCCAGCAGGGCGAACUCCAUUUUGGGCUGUACCAUGGUGAACACUUUGUUGAGCCUGUACAAGAGAACAUAUAAUGAACAUGUUAUUUACAGUAUAUAUAUGCAUACAUGCAAAUCAGUGUUUGUGUAAAAUACAUACAUGCCUCAUGGCAGUGAUUAAGCAUUAUUAUGCAUUUUGAAGUUGAUCUUCUCUACACCUAAGAGUAAAGCUAUCUAAGUCUUACAUUGACAAAAUAACAAAUAACUACUGUAACACUCCUUUUUGAGGACAGUGUAACUGUCCUUAGUGGUAAUACUGUAUGUUCUCCACUAGAUGGAGAUAUAUGAUGUUUUUUUUGUUUUUUUUGGAAUCAAGUGAAUUUAAUUUGUUGUAAGGUACAGUGCAAAUUUAAAGGGAUAGUUCACCUAAAAUAAUAAUACUAUCAUCAUUUACCCACCCCUCAAGUUGUUCCAAACCUGUUUAGGUUUAUUUCUUCUGUUGAGUACAAAAGAAGAUUUUUUUGAAGAAUGUUGGUAACAAAACAGUAGAUGGUAGCCAUUGACUUCCAUAGUCUGAAUAUAGCUUCAGAAUAUCUUCUUUUGUGAGUAAAUGUUGACAGAAUUUUCAAUUUUAGAUGUACUAUCCAUUAAUAAUCCCUUAUUAAAUAAUAAUGAUUACAAAUUAUUACUUUUAAACUAAAAUUGUAAAAUAAAUGGUAUACGUAUUUUGCAGCUAUUCUACUACUACUACUAAUAAUAAAAAUGUUUACAUGUACUGUAAAUGGCACCUGUGAACCUGAGUCAGAAUGUCUUGGCAGACUUACCAGACUAGUUUUAUAACUGAUUUUGAAGAACAGAAAUCAUGAUUAAUUUCCUGAAGUACUUCAGCAUAUCAUUUCCUUCUAUAGACUGAAAGUGAAAGUAUCUUAUUAAAUCAGCACAAAAUAUUUUAAACCAACAAAUCAUGUUUACAUUUGAACAAACAAUGCAGCAGUUUUAUAAGAAUCUAUAUUCUGUGAGACAAUUUGUGCCAGAAAAAAAUUUGUAACACGUUUUCAGUGUGUUGGUGUCAUCCCACUAUUUUGACCAAUUAUGACGGCUGAACUUCUGUUGGAAGGUGAAAAUGUGCAGAAAAUAAACUUGCUGUUAUGGGUCA